AGCAAACUAAAUUAUGGAAUCGUAAGUUUUGUAAAUGUACCGUCAUGUCAAGUUUGUUUUGAUGUUCGCGCAGUCACAGACAAGCAUUUGCGUGUAUGAUAUACGAAAUUUCGCUUCAAUUAAUUACGAGUUAGGAGUUCGAAGCGCAAUGGGUUAAAAAUAAAUAAGAAACUUUACGAGAACUUAAAUUGUGCAAUACAUCUGUUUCACACUUGAUCUGUGGUAACAUGAAAGUAAAAGAAAUGAGGAGCCACGUCAACGUCCGCUCAAUUUCAAUUAAUAAGCAACUUCUCUUGAGAGUAAGUGACGGUGAUCAAUGUGCGUCGUUCUUGAUAGAUUGUCACCAUUCUGUCAGAGAUUUCGGAAGAUUUCUGUAAAUUUUUCGUAUAAUGAAACAUUGUCCCGAGAAAAUUUUGGCAUGAAUUCGUUAUGUCGACCAAUAUGGAGCCCAAGGAAGAUGAAAUAUCUUUGGAUUCCAAUAUCCCAGAAACAUAUACGGAAAUGUCGGUUCCCAUCGAAAAGGAUAACCUAAAAGUGAGGCGAAGGAACGUUAUUGAAACGAUAAAUUUCGCAUCAAAGGAAGAAAAUAUUUCUGACUCGGAGAGUAACGUACCGCUCGUAAAAAUGUCCGAUUCUACGAAGGCAUGGUACAAUAACAUUAUACCAGAAAUACCUGACAUCGCAGAAUUUAGUUUGUCAGGUAAACAAAACGGAGCGUUAAAUCACAAAGAUGAUAACAGUUCAUUAGAACGUAAUUUUGGUGAUACAGAGCCAUUGACGAAUAGAGAACGAAUGAAGAUAAGUGUUAUUCGCGGAAGCGUCGUCAAUCCGAACUUUACAUUGGGAGAACUCAAACUACUUGGUUGCAGCAGCGAGGGUUUAGUCAAUGAUGAUAUACGAAGGAUUUUAUGGCCGAAACUAUUGCGGCUCUCUGAGGAAUCCAAUUUUUCUGUAACUGGAUUGGAAACUAUACACAGCCAUAUACCGAAUGAGAUCUAUCAACAGAUAUUGAAGGAUGUAGCACGUAGUGGCAGUCAUAUUUCUCAAGAUGCUACACAACACGAGAUUGACCAUUUUCAAGAACAGUUGACUCAAUUAAUGUGUUGGGUCCUUCACAAGCAUUCUGUGUUGAAUUAUUACCAGGGAUAUAAUGAUAUAGCGGCAACUGUUCUUCUUGUCAUGGGAUUGCAAAAUGGUUUGCGUGUACUUGAGAGCAUUUCUUUAGAAUUCCUUGAAAGAUUUAUGGAGAAAACAAUGGAAAAAGUGAAUCAGGAAUUAUUUUACAUAUUCGCCCUGCUGGAAAGAGUGCACCCCACCUUAUUAGAACAUUUGGAAAAUGUAGAAUUAUUUCCGCAUUUUGCAUUAGCUGAAUACACAACGUGGUAUGCGCACAAAUAUGCGGAAAAUAGAAAACUCUUACAUAGAUUAUUUGAUUAUUUUCUUGGCAGUCCUCCACUGAUGCCACUUUAUUUAAGUACUGUGAUCGUAGCGUAUAGAGCAACAGAAAUUUUUAAUACUACGCCUGAUAUGGGUCACACGCAUAAAGUUUUAUGUACUCUACCGGACGAUUUACCUUUUGAAACGCUUCUAAUUGAAGCGAAAAAUUUAUAUCGUCAAUACCCUCCUGAAUCUAUAAGUAACGAUGUUACGGAAUAUGAUCAAAAAAGAAAAUGUAAAGAACAGGAAUGGAAAGCAAAGGCAGAAGCAAGUCGUCAGGAGAGAGAAAAACAACGUCAACUUAGGAUCAUACAAUCAACACCAAGAAUACCGUAUCGUAUCAGAAAUUAUAAAACGAUUACAGUAGUAACAAUUUUGGCCCUAGGAUUGUAUGCCUUUUUAAGAUCUUCAUCUGGUCUUAACUGACAUUAAAUAAACUUAAUCCAUUUAGAUUGUUUUAUAUGUCCUUGAAGCAAAAUUCCAUUUUAUUUAUACGCCAUUAGCUUGGUAAAUAAUAAGACAAAUUAUUGGGUACAACAUAAUGAAAUGGUGAUAUCAAGGACUGUUGAUAAUCUUAUUAAUCAGCAAUUAAACAAAUUUGUUUCUAAAUGUGUUGUAAGAAACAUUUUGAGCAUUCCUGUGCUGCCUUUAUGCUGUGUUCUUUGAAAUUGAUAUGAACUCUUGUGCACAUAUAUUUAGUGUCAGAAAUGUAAACAAUGUCAUGAUGGGUGUAAGUGAAUGAGAAGAAUGGGAGGAACAAAGCAUAUGUAUGCUUGUAAAAAAAUAUCUGUAAUAUGUAUAUUUUGAAACAUUAAAAAAAAAUUUUUAAACGCGAAA
This is a messenger RNA of Frieseomelitta varia, 2274 nucleotides long. RefSeq names its product TBC1 domain family member 20. Gene Ontology annotation, molecular function: GTPase activator activity. Bases 430 to 1863 code for a protein of 477 amino acids. Gene Ontology annotation, cellular component: endoplasmic reticulum membrane. NCBI's taxonomy places the organism in Eukaryota, Metazoa, Arthropoda, Insecta, Hymenoptera, Apidae. Gene Ontology annotation, biological process: positive regulation of GTPase activity; endoplasmic reticulum to Golgi vesicle-mediated transport. The record is from RefSeq and is a predicted model, not a curated record. The transcript is spliced from 5 exons.